Molecule: messenger RNA, 1602 nt
Organism: Gavia stellata (red-throated loon)
Lineage: Eukaryota; Metazoa; Chordata; Aves; Gaviiformes; Gaviidae
Gene: NETO1
Product: neuropilin and tolloid like 1
Exons: 10
Coding region: 1-1602 (533 amino acids)
Molecular function (GO): protein binding
Source: RefSeq, a predicted model, not a curated record
AUGACCCAUGGGCGCAGCUUCUUUCACAUUGUAGCAAGUCUAAUCAUCCUACAUUUGUCUGGGGCAACCAAAAAAGGAACAGAAAAGCAAACUACAUCCGAAGGACAGAAACCAGUGCAGUGUGGAACUUGGACAAAAUAUGCAGAAGGAGGCAUCUUCACUUCUCCCAAUUACCCCAACAAGUAUCCUCCUGACAGAGAGUGCGUCUACAUCAUAGAAGCUGCCCCUAGACAAUGCAUUGAACUACACUUUGAUGAAAAAUAUUCCAUAGAGCCUUCUUGGGAGUGUAAAUUUGACCAUAUUGAAGUACGAGAUGGACCUUUUGGCUUUUCCCCAAUCAUUGGACGUUUCUGUGGACAGCAAAAUCCACCUAUGAUAAAAUCCAGUGGCAGAUUCCUAUGGAUUAAAUUUUUUGCUGAUGGUGAGCUGGAAUCUAUCGGGUUUUCUGCUCGGUAUAAUUUUACACCUGAUCCAGAUUUUAAGGACCUUGGCGUUUUGAAACCAUUGCCAGUUUGUGAGUUUGAGAUGGGAGGACCUGAAGGAAUUGUGGAAUCUGUACAAAUCGUCAAAGAAGGAAAAGCUUCUGAAACUGAAGCAGUAGACUGUAAAUGGUACAUCCGAGCACCACCCCGAUCCAAGAUCUAUUUGCGAUUCUUGGACUACGAGAUGCAGAAUUCUAAUGAAUGCAAAAGGAAUUUUGUAGCUGUCUAUGAUGGAAGCAGCUCCGUGGAGGAUUUGAAAGCAAAGUUUUGCAGCACUGUUGCUAAUGAUGUAAUGCUGCGGACGGGUCUUGGUGUAAUCCGCAUGUGGGCAGAUGAAGGCAGUCGAAGCAGCCGAUUCCAGAUGCUCUUCACAUCUUUCCAAGAACCCCCUUGUGAAGCCAACACAUUCUUUUGCCACAGUAAUAUGUGUAUUAAUAAUACAUUGGUCUGCAAUGGACUCCAGAAUUGUGUAUAUCCUUGGGAUGAAAACCACUGCAAAGAAAAAAGAAAAGCUAACCUAUUGGACCAACUUACCAAUACCAGUGGGACUAUAAUUGGGGUGACUUCUUGCAUUGUGAUCAUCCUCAUUGUUAUCUCUGUUAUAGUACAGAUCAAGCAGCCUCGUAAAAAAUUUGUCCAAAGGAAAACAGACUUUGAUCAAACAGUGUUCCAGGAGGUGUUUGAGCCUCCUCAUUAUGAGUUAUGCACCCUCAGAGGGACAGGGACUACAGCUGACCUUGCUGAUGUUGCAGAUGACUUCGAAAAUUAUCAUAAACUCCGGAGAUCAUCUUCAAAAUGCAUUCAUGACCAUCACUGUGGAUCACAAGUGUCUAGCAUUAAAGGCAGCCGUAGUAACCUCAGCACAAGAGAUGCUUCUGUCUUGACAGAAAUACAACCCCAGCCUGUAAAAGCACUCAUUCAGCCCAUGAACAGGAGAAAUAUCCUUGUCAUGAAGCAUAGCUACUCACAAGAUGCUGCAGAUGCGUGUGAGAUAGAUGAAAUUGAAGAGGUACCAACCACAAGUCACAGGCUGUCCAGACAUGAUAAAGCUGUUCAGCGGUUCUGCCUCAUUGGGUCUCUAAGCAAACAUGAGUCUGAGUACAACACAACUAGGGUCUAA